Dentiscutata erythropus is the source of this 342-nucleotide messenger RNA. The record is from the annotation of a GenBank genome assembly. NCBI's taxonomy places the organism in Eukaryota, Fungi, Glomeromycota, Glomeromycetes, Diversisporales, Gigasporaceae.
AUGCCAACAAACCUUUUGCAUAAUCAAAUCAUACUUCCUCCUCCUUUAGAUGUAUACAACAGUGCUGACGAACUUUUUCAGAGUGUUCAAAGAUUUGCAAAUUCCCAAGGCUAUGUAUUAGUUAAAAAAAGAAACCGAAAAGAUAAGUGUAGUGAAUUAAAAAAUAUGGAACUAUCAGCACAAGAUGCAUUAAAGAGUAUGAUCAAUGAACCAGCAGUUACAUUACAAAACCCAGAUGUAGUCCGUACCAAAGGACGUUUCUCUGGAGCUCUUAAUCAGCAGCAAACUAAUUCUACCAAAAGAGACCCUUCUGGUUUCAAAUUGGUAGAUAACAAAGUAUGA